AUGCAGUUCAAAGAUCGAACGAACGAGUUCCGGUCGUGCGUCGAGUCGGCGGCGAUGCGAGUGACCGGCAACGGCAGUGACGUGCGCCGACCGCUGCUCAAGAACGGCUCACGCGACGACAAGAAGGGACAGCGCUCCGAGUUCGCCAGGAUGGCCGCCAAGAUCGGCAAGGACAUCCAGGGGACCACUUUCAAGCUCGAGAAGCUCGCCCAAUGCAAGUCGACUCUGGAGUCGAGCUGUGACUCGACGGGGAUCGGGGUCGACGAGGCUGGCUCGUCCAUGUCUCGCGCUCGCCGUCGUCUCACCAAAUGCACAUAGAACACCAAAGCUGACAUAUGCAGGUAUCGCAUUCUUUCACAGUGGCAAAGCGAAAGACGUUGUUCGACGACCGGCCAGUCGAGAUCAGCGUCAGUUGGAAUGACCGGACACGUCGCGUCGGGAUCGAGCAUCAGCGAGUCUCAGGAGGUGCUGACACGGACCUCGUACAUCGCCAUACAACCAGGAAUUGACCUUUAUCAUCAAACAAGACAUCGCCGCACUCAACCAGCAGAUUUUACAGCUGCAGCAGUUCACCAAGAAUACGCUCAACGCCGCCGGCACGUCGAAACAGAUCUCGGAGCACAACAACAACGUCGUCAUGAUGCUCCAGAGCAAACUUGCCGACACAAGUAUCGGGUUCAAGGACGUGCUCGAGAUCAGGACUCAGGUGAGGAAGCAUGGUCGUGGCAGCCAUAGCCGGACCUUCGCUGUCCGGAGUGAUCUUCUAGCUGCGGCCCUUGACUGAUUAGAAUCCAACUCUUCGCAGAACAUGAAAGCAUCGCGGGACCGGACAGAGCAGUUCAUGUACACAGGGAACAACGCACUGGCGGGGCCAGCAUCCGGUAAGUCUUGAGCUGCAUGGCACUGCGCAUGUGUGCCCCGAGGACCGCGUGGUCGAGCCAGACCGACCUGACGACCUGAUCACUUACCAAAAGUCCUCCGCUCACGCAACCCGCAUGGUGGUAAUGGUGCCGCCGAACCCGAUCUUCGUUCAGACUCGCCCCUCUACCGACAACCGACGCCGAGUGGCAAAGGCAAAGGGCGAGAUCUCGGGCCAAGCAAUGCUCCCGGCGGUGGGCAAGCCGACUUCCUCGCCUUGGACUUUGGAAACUCGCAGACGGGGACAGGGAUGCCAGAACAAGGUUUCAUGCAGCAGGAGCUGGCGUUGCAGCAAGGCGAUGUGAGUGCUGUCCCGUCUCUUUGGAGAUCACGCUGACGGGGACGAGGGCUGAUGUUUUGCUCUUGGCGCCACAGGAGCAAUAUAUGAAUCAACGAAGCACAGCGAUCGAGACCAUCGAAUCAACGGUCGCAGAGCUAGGUCAGAUCUUCUCGCAGUUGGCAACAAUGGUUGCAAUCCAAGGCGAGGUCGUCACUCGGAUCGACGCAGACACGGAGGAGAUCGCAACAAACGUUAGCGGCGCACAAUCGUAGGUUACGAACAAACAGGGAUGCCAGCGCGUUUAUCUGGUAUUAUUAUACUGAAUCUAUUGGUUGCGGCACCGAAGUGAACUGCUCAAGUACUACGCUUCCGUCUCGUCGAAUCGCUGGCUGAUGCUCAAGGUGAGUGGUGCUGGCGCUGGCGCUGCGGUAGUCUGGCCCUCCUGA
This is a messenger RNA of Microbotryum saponariae, 1644 nucleotides long. The record is from the annotation of a GenBank genome assembly. NCBI's taxonomy places the organism in Eukaryota, Fungi, Basidiomycota, Microbotryomycetes, Microbotryales, Microbotryaceae.